AUGUUUUGUUUGUCUGGUGUUUUGGUUUCCCUGUUGGCGCAUUUAUUCCCCAGAAAGCCAAAGGAUGUGGUACGUGCGGAGAGCAAUGGGCAGGAAGAGCAAGAAAGCAACGGGCAAAACAAGACAUCGGUAACUGGGUACACAAGGAAAAAGUUUAAAAACAAUUUAAUUAAAAUGUUGAAUGCACUACGCUGUUAUAAAAAAGCUGUAUCAUUCUAA
Drosophila sechellia is the source of this 219-nucleotide messenger RNA. RefSeq lists its product as uncharacterized. The record is from RefSeq and is a predicted model, not a curated record. The transcript is spliced from 2 exons. Lineage: Eukaryota; Metazoa; Arthropoda; Insecta; Diptera; Drosophilidae. The coding region runs from base 1 to 219 and encodes 72 amino acids.